Molecule: messenger RNA, 3608 nt
Organism: Elgaria multicarinata webbii
Lineage: Eukaryota; Metazoa; Chordata; Lepidosauria; Squamata; Anguidae
Gene: EXTL2
Product: exostosin like glycosyltransferase 2
Exons: 5
Coding region: 216-1211 (331 amino acids)
Cellular component (GO): membrane
Molecular function (GO): glycosyltransferase activity
Source: RefSeq, a predicted model, not a curated record
CGUUGCGAUGGAUGUUUUCAAUUGCAGUUGAAUCAAGCGGUGCAGAUCUGGGCAGUCGCCGGUCCGCUUCGAUCGUCCCUUUCAAGCCGUCCUCGAAAUCUCCGCUGCCAUUCUUUCUGCUGACGAUGUGAAAUCGCGCCCGGCCCCCUUGAAUGCAGAGCUAAAGGCUAUCCCAAGUUCCCUGGCAGACUAACAAUAAAGCUUCCUGUGCAGGAAUGAGGUUUUAUCACACCUGCAAGCUACCUGGAAGAAUCAUGGGGAUCCGGCUCCUUCACUUCUCUUCCGUUGUGAUCCUUUUAUUGCUCCUGGUGGCAGGUGCAUUAACAGCUUUGCUGCCUAAUAUUAAGGAAGAUAAAAUACUUACUUUGCGAAGGGAAAGGAAAUCCCAGAGCCAGUCUGCCUCAGAUUCAUUUACUCUCAUUAUGCAAACGUACAACCGAACCGACUUGCUUCUGAAGCUAUUGAAUCACUAUCAAGCCAUCCCUCAUUUGCACAAAGUGAUUGUUGUAUGGAAUAACAUUGGAGAGAAAGCGCCCGAGGAAAUCUGGAACUCCCUGGGACCACAUCCCAUCCCGGUUAUCUUCAAAGUGCAAACAAUCAAUCACAUGAGGAACAGGCUUCAGGUUUUCCCUGAGCUGGAAACAAAAGCUGUUCUGAUGAUGGAUGAUGAUACCCUAGUUAGUGCCUAUGACCUAGUUUUCGCUUUCUCCAUUUGGCAGCAAUUUCCAGAUCAGAUAGUGGGAUUUGUUCCUAGAAAGCAUGUGCCUAGCCCUUCAGGGAUAUACAGCUAUGGAAGCUUUGAACUGCAGACUCCCAGCAUCGGAAACGGGGACCAGUAUUCCAUGGUCCUAAUAGGAGCAGCCUUCUUCAGCAGCGAAUACCUAGAACUAUUUCAAAAACUACCUGAAGCUGUGCACGCCAUGAUAGACGAGACUCAAAACUGUGAUGAUAUUGCCAUGAAUUUCUUAGUGGCCAAACAUACUGGAAAGCCUUCGGGCAUGUUUGUGAAGCCGGUAGACAUCAGGAAUUUAGAGAAAGAGAGUAACAGUGGCUAUUCUGGUAUGUGGCAUCGGGCCGAACACUUGCUCCAGAGGUCUUACUGCCUAAAUAAAUUGGUCAGUAUCUAUGGCAACCUGCCCUUAAAAUAUUCUAACGUUAUGAUUUCCCAGUUUGGUUUCCCAAACUAUGCUAAUCACAAGAAUAAAAUGUAAGGAGGUGCUGCAAGGAAAUGCUUCAGCAUGCUUCCCAGCCAUUGAAAUGAUAAACUCAGUAGAGAAGUAAGUAUGUAAGAGAUCUGUAGGUUGCACACUAUUUGGAGCUUCCUCCUGCAAAAGCUCUUUGGGGAUGUGAGGUCUAGUUGAAGUGUUGCAUCUCUGUGGCUCAGCAUGCAAAAAGCUUCUUCAGUUGGCUUUGUCAUUUAUCCGCAUUUCAGUCAACCCAACCCGCUUGCAUGAAGCCGGAGUAUCCCAGAAAUGCAGGAGCAUUCACAUGAUCAGUGUCACCAAUAUGUCUCCAGCAAAAAGUGCUAAGCCCACAAGAAUGUUUACUAUUGGCCGGCUGGCCCACAUUUAUCCAUGUUAGUUAUUUGUGACCUAAAAGAAGAACCGGUUUGUGUAACAUUUUCCCCAGCAGUUCUUGUUCCUCGUAGAUAAGCAGGCCAGCAGCUAUUUACAAGCCUGCACAUUUGCAGUGAAAUCGUUCUCCUUUCCCCUCAAAUAAUAAAAAUAAAUAAAUAAAAACAGGGCCAAAUAUUCAGAGUAAGUGCACACAUCUUUUGGUUUGUGCCCAUGUGAGGAAUUUCACAUCCACUUCCUUACAUCUAUUUGCCAUCCACUUCCUUGAAUCUAUUUAUCUUAGCAACGGUUGUUUUGUUUGCAUUUCAGAAGAGUUUUACUAACACUUCUCAGGCCAAGGGCCACAGUGAAUUGUUUGCAGAGUUUUCUGGUUCUGGCAUAACUACAAAGCAUCUCCAAGCUUGGACAACUUGUACUUUGAGUUGCUGUUCUUCAAUCUGAAAUGUUCCUGGGUCUCCAAGGUGAGAGACCAGCUUCAUCCUCUGCCCUGUUACAAAAACCUAUAAAGGCAGCCUUCUUAGGGAUGGAAGUGCAUGGAAAUCCUAAAGAAGACAUGGAGAAGGCAGGGCAAUUGGGGUAGACACAGUGAAAACAGUAGGGAACUUUAGUUACAUUCUGGGACACUGUCUUAGCCAUAGUCUGUGUUCCUCCUCUGUAUUCAAGAGCUGCAGUCCUGAAUCCAAUUACCUGCUUUCCAUUGCAGCCAGAGCUGGGAUCCAGAGAGUCCAUACUGUGCAUGUUCUAUGGGUACAGCCAUAGGUCUUUGCUUACUUUUUCACCAUGGCAUCCCCUUCCACCAGAAUAUACAAGCCACACUUUAAUCUCCACCAGGGACGUUGCUAGGCCCUGUCCCCAAACCUAAUUUCCAGGGGCCCAAUCUAUUUCCCAGAACCCUGAGUGUCUGUUUGUGACAAUGGACAGGGGGGUUUCUAAGCUUGAUUACCAUGCAGGUGGUUAAUUUCAAGAGGAACUGCAGCUGGGAAAUUAAGGGGAAACUUCACUCCCCAUAUACUUCAACCCCUAAAAUACACAUGCACGCACGUGCACUGGCAUGACAAUUAAGCUUAGAAAAAAGUGCUUCCAUCAAUGCCAAUGGGAGGAAUUUUUAAAGCUUAAUUGCCAAUUGGGAUUUCUGGGGGGGAUCACAGUCAGAGAGGGGAAGAUGAAUCCUCCCCUCCCAGUAGGCUGUGGCCCCCUAAAAUUCCCGCCUGCUUGGGAAUUAAGCCUAUGGGCCUGGGCCCCUAAUCUUUUAAGUGCCUAGCAAUGUCCCUGAUUCCCACCAUGUUUAAAUACAACUUUGCUGUUCAGAGGGACCUGCUGGAAUAAAACCAGGUAAAUGGAAACAUCUAGCAGUGUGCAUGCUGUUCUUGACUAGUUCAACAGGAACAAAGCAUGCAUAACUGUGGAGGAUUGCAGCCCCCACCUGCAGUGUAUCAGUUAUAAUGGUGACGUGCCAUUCUCAGUGUCUAAUCCUGACCUGUGUAACAUGCAUCCCCAGGCAAUACUGGGCACAUCAGCCAUACAGGCUGCAAAAAUGGGGACUUGUCUCUAAAAUCUGGCAGGCUACAGUCAACCUGGAGCUCGACUAUGUUUCUUUGUUUGGCAUCACGAGUGUGCAUUUGUUCUGGCAUUCUGUAGAUAUCUGAAAUUGGUGGUUGAUUACUUUUUCAGAAAAAUAAAUAUAACCUUGAGCCUAGCUCUAGAAUUGGAGCUAUGCUACCCCAUAUAUCAAGGUGCCAUAUUUCCUAUUUCUAUCCAUUCAACUAAGCUUUUUAUGUCUGAGUUUGUAUUUGACUUCUUGUAUUCUGUUCCAAGAAAUAAGCUAGAAACACACUGUGGUGUUGAGAAUAUUUAUGUUGUAGAAUUCAAUAGCAGCUGCAGCUGCCUGAUUCAAUUGUAUUUGAUUCAGAAUGUAUUUUCCCCUAAGUCGUGUGUGUUUUGCUCUUUUAUAUUAAUGUGCUGUUGGGGUUUUUUUCCUUUGUUUUCUUUAUCUUUCUAACAAAAAAGCUAAUAAAGAUGCACAGUGAUGACAAA